AUGUCUAGGUAUGUUUUAAAUACUAAUGAUAUUGUAUUACUAAACAAUGGCUUAUCUUUUGUUCCCUCACAAGGGAGCAAAUUAUCAGACGUUUUAAUAGACCUGCGUUUGUUUGCUUGCUCUGUUACUUUAAAGUUGCACUUUUCAAAGGAAACGAAGAUAACCUCUGAUAAUGAUGUUAACUUUUCUCUUUACAAAAAGAAAAGUUCCUUUGUACCAAUUAUGCCUUAUCAUGUAGAUUAUUUUGUUAAAUUAUGUGAAAUUGACUUUUAUCAUUACUUUUAUAAUGGAAAAAAGAAGUGUGCUUAUUUUAAUAUGUCAAGUGACACUAUGAAGUCACUACAAAAUUUUAGUUAUGAUUAUUCUUUGACCUUCAGACCAGUAGAUAAAGGGGGAGGCAUAACCCUGUUUGAUACAGCUGAUUACAAUGUUUUAAUGAAUGAAAUGCUCAAUGCUGAUGCCACAUACUUUUUAAUUAAUCAAGCUAAGUUAGGUCAAAUAAUUAAAACAGUUAAGGAAGACCUCUAUGACAUGCUUAUGUGUUACCAGAUACCCAACAGUUUACAUGAAUUCUUCUCCAUUGAUACCCCUGUAGUCCCUAUUAUUAAAGGGCUACCAAAAAUGCACAAAGGAAUUAAACCACCACCCAUGCGUCCAAUAGUAUCUGGAGCUAAAUGGAUUACUGAGAACAUAUCAAUUUACCUAGAAAAUGUUUUAAGACCCUUAGUUGAUGCUAUUCCCACGAUUCUUAAGGAUACCUACCAGCUUAUAGACUAUUUACAUUCAUUUGAUUUUAUUUUCAUACAAGACAAACAUUUACUUAUUACAAUGGAUGUACAAAGUCUUUUUACUUCAAUUCCCAAUGAAGAUGGGAUUGAAGCAAUACGUGAAAUACUACAAUAUUUUCCCACAAUAGAUGGGAAUAAAACGAUUCUAAUUUGUCAACUAUUAGAAUUGGUUCUUAGCAAUAAUGUUUUUCACAAUGGACAUUUGUUGUCUGAAGGGCGCCUGUACCCUCAUGACACAACUACGGUUCUCAAGCAAGUUACUGAAGGCACAAGUGGAAAAGAAAUUGUGCUGCUGACUGAUGGAGAAGACAGUGAUAUAAACAGUUGUUUUACAGAAGUAGAGAACAGUGGUUCCAUUAUUCACACAAUUCCACUAGGACCGCAAGCUGCUAAGGAACUUGAAGAGCUGGCAGACAUGACUGGUGGGCAUAAGUUCUACGCUACAGAUAGCUUUGAAUCUAAUGGUUUGACUGAUGCAUUUACUGGAAUAUUAUCUUCAAAUGGCAAUCUGUCCCAACAGUCCAUUCAGCUUGAAAGCAAUGGCCUCACUGUUAAAACAAAAGAAUGGUUUAACAGCACAGUGUCAAUAGAUAAAUCAGUUGGAAAUGACACUUUCUUUGUGAUCACAUGGCAAACAUCAGAACCAGACAUUUUUGUGCAGACCCCUAGUGGAAGAAUAUACAUGAUGGCAAACUUUAAAAAAGAUACAACUUUAAAAGCAGCUCGGCUUAAAAUACUUGGAACUGCAGAGACAGGAGACUGGAUUUAUUCAUUCUACAAUAAACACAGCAGCAGCCAGGCUUUUGGCAUCACAGUAACAUCACGAGCAGCAGAUCACAGUGUUCCACCUAUCACUGUUAAUACCCACAUGAAUGCAUAUAAAAAUGUUUAUUCUAGUCCAAUGGUGGUUUAUGCUGAAGUCAGUCAAGGCUUUCUGCCUGUUGUUAACGCAACUGUAAUAGCUAUAAUUGAAUCAGAAUCUGGAGCACCAGUUACCUUGGAACUCUUUGAUAAUGGUGCAGAUCCAGAUGUUGCAAAGCGUGAUGGAAUUUAUUCGAGAUAUUUUACUUCCUUUAAUGAAAGUGGCCGAUAUAGCUUAAGAGUCCGAGUUCAGGGAAAGGAAACAACCAAAUUAGAAAGCCGGAGACAGAAUCGUGCUGCAUACAUACCAGGAUAUGUUGACAAUGGUAAAGUCUAUUUUAAUCCAUCAAAGCCACCAGUAGAAUAUGAUGACUUUAAUGUUGAUGUGGGCAGCUUCAGCAGAACAUCUUCAGGAGGAUCGUUUUCUGUAGUUGGAGUUCCAUCUGGACCACUCCGAGACACAUUUCCACCCAGUAAAAUUACUGAUCUGGAAGCUAAAAUAAACGAAAAGACAUUCAUAUUGACAUGGAUUGCACCAGGAAAUGACUAUGAUCUUGGAAAUGGUAAAACAAUUAAUUUGUCUCUGGAUAUAAUAAGAGUAUUUUAUUUAGUUGCCUGUAUUCCUGUAAGUGAUAUUAACUAUCUGUAUUUAAGCAAGGGGCAUAGGAGAAUGAAACAUUUUGUUAAAUGGUACCAGUUGUAUCUUUCCUUAAAAUGA
Protopterus annectens (West African lungfish) is the source of this 2367-nucleotide messenger RNA. RefSeq lists its product as uncharacterized. The coding region runs from base 1 to 2367 and encodes 788 amino acids. Lineage: Eukaryota; Metazoa; Chordata; Ceratodontiformes; Protopteridae. The transcript has 8 exons. The record is from RefSeq and is a predicted model, not a curated record.